Messenger RNA from Clupea harengus (Atlantic herring), 2358 nucleotides. RefSeq names its product fibromodulin a (gene fmoda). The transcript has 2 exons. The coding region runs from base 70 to 1116 and encodes 348 amino acids. The record is from RefSeq and is a predicted model, not a curated record. Gene Ontology annotation, molecular function: protein binding. NCBI's taxonomy places the organism in Eukaryota, Metazoa, Chordata, Actinopteri, Clupeiformes, Clupeidae.
GCAGCGGUUCCAGCGGUGUGUGUGUGUGUGUGUACUGUCUCCCUCCUGUCUCUGGCCGUGUGUGUCACCAUGCGUCUGGCUGCCGUGCUGCUGCUGCUGGGAGUCUCCCUGGGCCUGUGUGCCGCCCAGCGCGACGACCCCUUCUUCUGGCUGUCGUCCCUGCGUAGCCGUGGUUACCCGGUGGGCUCCCUCCAGGCCGACAACACCGGCGGCGAGUGUCCGGCGGAGUGCGACUGCCCACCGACUUUCCCCGUGGCCAUGUACUGUGACAACCGCGGCGUGAAGACCGUGCCGUUCGUGCCCUCGCGCAUGAAGUACGUGUACCUGCAGCACAACCAGAUCACGACCGUGCCCGACGAGGCCUUCGCCAACGCCACCAACCUGGUGUGGCUGAUGAUGCACGAGAACCACAUCAGCUCCGUGGGCAAGAAGGCUUUCGCCAAGAUGACGAGCCUGGACCGUCUCUACCUGAGCAACAACAACCUGACCAAGGUGCCCGUCAACCUGCCCACCUCCCUCCGCGACCUGCGCCUCAACCACAACAAGAUCGCCAAGGUGCCGCCCAACUCCUUCCAGGGUAUGGACAACCUCACCAUCCUCCUUCUCCACGACAACGCCAUCCAGGAUGUGGGCGUCGCGCUGAAGGGGCUGAGCUCGCUGACGCUCCUGGACAUCAGCACCAACCAGCUGAAGAAGGUUCCGGAGAGCCUCCCCGAGGCCCUGCACCAGCUCUACCUGGAGUCCAACGCCAUCGACUCCAUCCCCACCAACUUCCUGGGCAGCUUCACAGGGCUGCAGUACAUGCGGAUGGCACACAACGAGCUGACGGACAAGGGCAUCCCCCCAAACACCUUCAACGUGAGCGGCCUGGUGGAGCUGGACCUGUCCUUCAACAAGCUGGAGCGCAUCCCGACCGUCAGCACCAGCCUGGAGCAUCUCUACCUGCAGGCCAACCAGAUCAAAGAGUUUUCGUUGGGGAGUUUCUGCAGCGUUGUGGACGUGAUGAACUUUUCCAAGCUGAGGGUGUUGCGUCUGGACGGGAACGAGAUAAGCCUCCAAGACGUCCCGACAGAUUCUGCCCUCUGUCUCCGCAUGGCUGCUGAAGUCGCCUUGUAAUCCCGCUUUUUGCCACUUGAGGGCAGAAAUGCUCCACUAUAGUUUUUUUCUUGCCUGCUUUGUCAAGUAAACUUCCUCUUUUCGGAGUUGGAAGAAUGCCCUGUUUUCACGUCUGAUACUGCAGAGUUGUCUUGUGUCGGUGUAUAUUUCUAUUUUGUCUGAUUUUCAUGAGGUGAAGGUCAUCUCUGAGCGUAUGUUAUUGGCAGAUUGUGUCAACAUAAGACUGUUUGUUUGUUUGUGUGUUUGUGUGUGUGUGUAUAUGUCUAUGUGUAUGCAUGUCUCUUUGUACCUGCUUCAUUGCAUAUGCUAAAUCUGAGGACAUUCCUGUGCCUUAUAUGUCUGUGUAUGGGUACUUGAUGUUUCUGUUUGUUUUGAAUUACUCUCCAUCCUCAUGUCCGGGCCACUGAGUGGGGGUGGGCCAGUAGUUUGACUUUAGUGGGGAUGUGCCAGUACUUUUCUAAAGUGUUUUAGGUUUACUGUAGGUGCAUGCCGCCUGGACUUGAGUGUGAGAGAGCUCUGGAAGAGCGGUUGAACAAUGCUGUGAGUAUUUAUUCCGAGAGGAAUCCACGGAGAGAAGAGGAGUCUGUUCCCGUGUGUGUCUGGGUUUAACGGACCUCUACUCGACGCUCAGUAAACACGUGGUCCUUUACUCUCACUCUCACCGACUGAGAUGCUUGUCUACUCCUGUCACGGGAGUAUUCCCGCCCCCCCGGCAUCUCCGGUACUAACAAACAUGUCUACGACGCCUCUGUCUCUCUCGAAUGAGGUGAAAAGCUUGAAUCCUAGUGGAAUUUUCAUUGUUUUGAUUCUGUCGUUUGAGAAUAUGUACAUUGCAUGCGAUUCAUUAUAAACGACCAUGAAUAGAGAGUUGUACGGGGCUGAGAUAAUAAAAAGAGCUUGUUUUAACACGAAACUUCACAGAGUUCUGUGUUAGUUUAUUUGGUUCCUGAAACCAGGCUGGGGUCAAGACUGUUUUUUGCGCUGAACUUGAUUUACAUGGAAGCCACAUUCUAGAUAAAACAUAUAUCAUCCUACUGAAUCAUUUAAUGCAAGUUUCUACUUCCUUAAGCCAUAGAAUGUAGCAGCUGCAUUUAAAAAAAUGUAAUAUGCUAAUUCCAUUUUAUCCCCGACCAGCUCUCUCUGGAAUAGACCCAUGUUAGAGCCAGCUAAAUGUUUUUUUUCUAGUUUUUAAGCCUCAUUUGAAUGGUGUGGUACCACUCAAAAUGUAUUCACAAUGAGGAA